Oryza sativa Japonica Group (Japanese rice) is the source of this 1509-nucleotide messenger RNA. RefSeq lists its product as uncharacterized. The record is from RefSeq and is a predicted model, not a curated record. NCBI's taxonomy places the organism in Eukaryota, Viridiplantae, Streptophyta, Magnoliopsida, Poales, Poaceae.
AGGCCCGGCCCAAUAAUAGCAGCAACGGUCACCCCGGCCUUAUCCAGCGGGUUCAGUUCAAAAUCCAUCCGGAUCCCACAUUCUCUUCCCCAAGAAAUUCCAGAUCGAUCAACCAACCCUCACCCUCAUCCGCCGCCUCCUCUCCUCUCCUCUCCUCGUCGGCGCCGCCGCCCCCGCCGCCGCCGGAAGAAGAGAAGAGAAGAAGGCGAUCAUCCAUGGAGCGAGAGGAGGAUGCUUCUUCUACCCCUCUCCCCGGCGGCGCCGAUGACUACAUCCGCGACUCCAUCCACGACUCGCUCGGCCUCCCCGUCUCCGACCGCUCCCUCCGCCUCAAGCUGCUCGCCUCCGAGGACCAUCGCCGCCGCCUCCAGGACCACGUCUUCGUCCUCGAGGAGGACCUCCGCGCAGCCGCACGCCGCAUCGAACAGCUCAAGGCGGAGUCCACCAUGAACGCCGCGGGCCUGCGCCGCUGCAUCGAGGAGAAGGAGACCAUGGUCUCCGCCUACAACGACCUCUCCUCCCACUCCACCAAGCUUGAGCGGGAGUGCACCCUCUACGAGCGGGACCUCGAACGCGCCAUGGAGUCCUGCGACGACCUCGCUAAGGAGAACGACGAAAUGCGCGCACGCCUCAAUGACCACACCACCCUUUCUGCAUUGACCACUCAAGUUGAAGCUCUGCACAAGGACAAGGAAAACCUAAGGAUCAAUCUUAAUAAAGCAGAGGAGGAGGUCAAGCUGCUAUUCGAGGAAAACAAGAUUCUUGACGAAGAGAACAAAAAACUGUUGGCUCUGUUGGAGAAAGAGCGACAGCACCGGUCUGAGAGAAAGCAUUCCUCCAGUGCGUCCACCACCAAGCACAAGCGCAAAUCAUCAAGUUUGAAGGAUACGAGCCCAGUGGGUCGGACCAUCGAUUUCAAUGGUGCAGAUUCAUCAUCGAGGCACCCGCUUUCACCAUUGCCACCAAACUCCCCAGACUACAGGGCGCACAAGAAAUGAAAAUGAAAGCGACCAUCAUCCGCUGCUUAUGGCAGGCGUGCUGCUCAUCUGAUCCUGCUAAUAUAAAAACUUGCUGCUGGGUUCUACUCCAGUGGAUAGAACGAAGAACCCCCCAAGGCAUGACAAAGCCUACCUGAAUGCUACUCGUUCUGGUUGUAGAGUCAUCCUUUGGUCAGAAAACAACUUUUAACUUACUGUACCUUCCUAAGGCAAGUACUAGUAAUAGCUUUUUCUUGGCCUGUGACUGGUCUCUCUGUUCAUUUUCAUGAAUGUAACGGCUUACUCUUCUUCUUAUUAUUAAUUCUUGGUAGAGUAUUAGUAUUAUGGAGCUACGUAUGUGAUGUGCUGGUCUCUCCUCUGACCUCUAAUCUGCUUGUCAUGUAUGAAAUGAAUGCCUCAUCUCGAUCAUCUGGUUAUCAAUCAAUUGAUGAAAGCAUUUAUCUAUUUGUAGAUCUCAUUUGUAGUUGCAUUGCAACAUGUUGAUGAUAAUCCAGCCCAGAAAUUGAUCAAA